This is a messenger RNA of Phoenix dactylifera (date palm), 567 nucleotides long. The record is from RefSeq and is a predicted model, not a curated record. NCBI's taxonomy places the organism in Eukaryota, Viridiplantae, Streptophyta, Magnoliopsida, Arecales, Arecaceae.
AUGGACCCGAGACGGCUGGCCUCCAUUAUAGCCAUCUUGCUGUUAACGCAUACCAUCGCCUCCGGAGAGGACUGCCGGCCUUCUUCUUGCGGAGAUCUCCGGAACAUAAGCUACCCCUUUCGCCUGACCACCGAUCCUUCCACCUGCGGCGAUCCCCAGUACCAACUCACCUGUGAUCAGAACCGAGCCGUCUUGGAGCUGUAUUCGACCAAGUACUACGUGGAGGAGAUCUCCUACGAGGACCAGGUGGCCCGCGUCGUCCUCGCCGACCUCUCCCGGCAGUCUCUACCCUUCUUGCGUCCGAGCAAAUUCAAGUAUGGAGAUCCCUUCGACAUGAACCGAAGCAGCAACAGCGUCGCGUUCGUAACUUGCCCCGCAUCAUCGGUGGACGAUCCUUCGUUACAUGUCCCCGUCGCUUCUUGUGUCGAUAACUCUUCCUCCUCCAAAGAGUACUUGUAUGCGCUGGCGGGGGAUGCGACGGUGGCAGAUCUUCGGAAGAGCUGCGCUACCGCAGGGACGGUGCCUGUGGCGGGCAUGCUUCGGAAUCGUCCCCAUGCUGUGUCGUGA